AUGAUCAAACGACUCGUGGAUUGUCCGCCUCAUCACCGCGAAAACAAAGGUCACACCGCUCAAACAGGUGUCCUUACCUCGUUUGGAGUUAAGCGCCGCCGUCCUUCUCUGCCGACUAGCCAAACACGCCUUGGCAAUCCUCGACCUGACUGCGCCACUUCACCUAUGGACGGACUCCACCGUCACGCUGGGCUGGAUCCGCGGCCACCCAUCCAGGUGGCAAACCUACGUCGCGAACCACGUCUCAGAGAUUCAGAGGACCACUCCGCAGGCUGCGUGGCAUCACGUUCCAGGCCAGGACAACCCAGCCGACUGCGCUUCCCGAGGUCUCUCCCCCAACUGCAGAGCCAUCCGCUGUGGUGGCAAGGUCCGCCUUGGCUAAGCUUAGACGCCACCGCAUGGCCGACCGCCGUCGGCCACAUCACCGAAGAGCACCUGCCGGAGAAGCGCACUCGAGUCCAUGUCAAAGCCACAGCAGCGCCGAUGAGCGAGGCCGUCGAGCUGGUGCGGUUCUCCUCCCUGAAGAGGCUCCUACGCGUGACAGCCUGGUGUCGGCGGUGGCUGAGAGUAAGGGAGAAUCGGGCCACUGGCACUCAACGGCGCUUCCCCAGUACUCUGUCCGCUGAGGAAAUAGAGAGAGCUCGAGUUUGUUGGAUCCGGCGAGUACAAUCUGAAAAAUUCAGGGCCGAGUUAAAAUUAAUAAGUCAGGGCCUUGCCCUAAAUAAAUCAAACUCACUUGCUCGCUUUAGUCCCUUUUUAGAUACCGAGGGUCUCCUGCGAGUUGGGGGUCGACUCAAGCACUCCAUCCUAGCCUAUGACGAGCGUCACCCCGUCCUCCUGCCGAAGGGCUCGCACCUCACUCGGCUAAUUGUGGACGACUGCCAUAAACGAGCGUUGCACGGCGGAACGCAGCUCACUCUCUCAUUAAUCCGCCAACAGUAUUGGAUUCCACGGGGUCGAGCACUUGUCAAGGAGGCUAUCCUACGAUGUCUUCCUUGCGUGCGAUGGCGGGCGGCGACCCCACAACAGCUGAUGAGCGAUCUUCCACGGGAGCGCGUGGUGCCAGCGAGGCCCUUCCUUCACACUGGGGUCGAUUAUGCCGGGCCGAUUCAACUUCGCACAACAAAGGGCGCGGACUCCUACAAGGCCUUCGUAGCGGUCUUCGUCUGCCUUGCUUCCAGAGCCGUACACCUCGAAGUAGUCUCCGACUACACGGCCGAGGCCUUCCUUGCAGCCCUCAGGCGGUUCGUCUCUCGCCGAGGCAUCUGUCGCAGCCUUCGAAGCGACUGCGGGACCACCGCGGGAGCUGAUUCCCAGCUGACAGCCCUCUUCACCGCGGGCACGCCAGAAAGCCACCGGAUCAUCGACAGCCUCGCCUCCGAGAGGAUCGAGUGGAAGUUCAAUCCUCCCUCGGCGCCGCACUUCGGAGGCAUUUGGGAGGCCGCAGUCAAGUCGCUCAAACACCAUCUCCGACGAGUGAUUGGCGACGCCAAGCUGACGUUCGAGGGGAUGAGUACCUUCCUCACUCAGAUAGAAGCGUGCCUUAAUUCGCGGCCGCUGCAGGCACUCUCGGACGACCCUGAGGACUUGGCUGCGCUGACGCCUGGACACUUCCUGGUGGGAGCCGCCUUGACUGCAGUGCCCGAGCCAUCCUUGCUGGAUGAACCAACGUCCCGCUUAUCCCGCUGGCAGCUCCUGCAAAAAAUGAGAGACCAUUUUUGGGAACGCUGGUCGAAGGAGUACCUCCACUUCAUUACUCACCGUCCUAAGUGGUUGCGCGAGGAGACGGGCUUCAAGGUCGGCCGACUUUGCCUUAUCCGGAACGAACUCACACCACCCACGAAAUGGCCACUCGCGCGUAUCGCGAAAAUCCACCCCGGAGAGGAUGGUCAAGUUCGCGUAGUUACAUUGCGCACCGCAGCCUCCGAGUUGGUACGACCCGUCGUGAAACUCGUCGUGCUACCCAUCAACGGUCAUGGAGAUCACGAGCCUCCAUCACAAUAG
Molecule: messenger RNA, 2004 nt
Organism: Camponotus floridanus (Florida carpenter ant)
Lineage: Eukaryota; Metazoa; Arthropoda; Insecta; Hymenoptera; Formicidae
Exons: 1
Coding region: 1-2004 (667 amino acids)
Biological process (GO): DNA integration
Molecular function (GO): nucleic acid binding
Source: RefSeq, a predicted model, not a curated record